Aphanomyces invadans is the source of this 1769-nucleotide messenger RNA. RefSeq lists its product as hypothetical. The transcript has 4 exons. Gene Ontology annotation, molecular function: protein binding; protein N-acetylglucosaminyltransferase activity. Lineage: Eukaryota; Oomycota; Saprolegniomycetes; Saprolegniales; Verrucalvaceae. Gene Ontology annotation, biological process: protein O-linked glycosylation. Bases 20 to 847 code for a protein of 275 amino acids. The record is from RefSeq and is a predicted model, not a curated record.
AUGGAUCUCUCGCGCCGCGAUGACGUUGGUGCCGAUCGAGGUCGGUGCCGACGCGAAGUGGCACAACCGCUUGGGGAGUCUCCUGAGCGCGUCCCACAAGUAUGCAGAAGCGAUUCGUCACUUCGAGCAAGCUCUUGACCACGCCCCACGCUACGCGGCCGCCCACUUCAACCUGGCCAGUGCGAUCGUGUUCGCCAAAGGAGCGUCCGUGGGUCGCCCUCUCGACGUGGCAAUCGACCACUUUCGUCAAGCCAUUGCCAUUCAACCGCACUUUCCCGAUGCACACGUGAACCUCGCUGCACAACUCUACGCCCAUGGCAACUUGCACGACGCAUUGCGCCAUGCCACGACGGCACUCCAUCAAGACCCCGACAACACGCACGCGUACUACAAUCUGAACACGAUAUACCGCGCAUUGGGGCAACAAGAUCGCGCGGUGGACCUGUGCUGGCAUCGAAUUCUUUCGUCGUUGCCCGUUGGGACGUCCAGGCCAUCGCUACGCCGUCCACAAGAUUCCCAGCCCGAGGAAUCGUAUCGAUCGUCCAUGACGCAUUUAACUGUAGUUUGCGUCAAGUGGGGCGUCAAGUACGGCGCCGAGUACGUGAACAAGCUGCACCGCGGCGUCGCGAGGCACUUGAAAAGUGUUCGGUAUACGUUUUGCUGCCUCACAGACAAUGCCGUCGGCCUCGCGCCAGAGAUUGACGUGCGGCUGUUGGCGCCAGGAUGGGUCGGCUGGUGGAACAAGGCGCAAGUGUUUUCGCCCGCGUUUGGAUGGACUGGUCGCAUGUUGUAUUUGGACCUGGACUCCGUGCUCGUGGGCUCCCUCGACGACUUGGCCCUGGUGUGACCACGAGCCCUCUCGUUCCCCCUUCCUAACGUGUCUCGUCGAUGCAGUACUCGGGGUGGUUUGGAACGCUCAAGACCGACGACAUGGAGAACGAGCGCCGCAUCGGCGGCAUCAACAGCAGCGUUAUGGCAUGGCACGCCGACACGGCAACUCAAACCAUUUACGCGUUUCUGUCGGCGCAUUUCGCCGCCGUCGCGACUUGCAUCUACAAAUUUGACCACUGGCUCGAGAUGGUGCUGGACGGCUACGAGAUUCUCCAGGACGUGUACCCAGGCCAGAUCGUCGAGUACGCACAAGCUUGUCAAGCGCAGGUGCCGCCUCAUGCGCGCCUCGUGUGUUUUCCCCUCGAGCCAAAGCCCCACAACGCCACGGCGCCAUGGGUGGCCACCGAGUGGACAUGAUUUUUAACUCGAUUUACUUCAGUCGGUUCACAACGAGCUGGAAGAGGUGGUGCAGCGCUUCGGCAACGUUCGCUCCAGUCUGCGCGGACGUCUCAAAGUACUCGUACCCUUUGGCCGCGGCCCAUGCCGCCCCUUCGUCUUCCUUGACUAGGCGCAGUUUGUCGACUUUGUUCGCGCAAACCACGCACGGAAACUUGCCGCCGCCGUACUUGGCAGCUUCUUUGAGCCAUCCGUCCAGCGCUUCAAAGCUGCGCCGCGACGACACGUCAAACAUUAAGAUCGCGCCCUGCAUGCAAGCACACACGUGAGAUCGACAAGACCCGAUGCCGCGACCUGGGUGUCCUUGUAGAACUCGUUGCGGACUUCGAGAAAUUCGGGUUGGCCAGACAGGUCCCAAAAGUUGACGCGGACUUCCGACCCGUUGACCUUGACGGGUUUGACACCGUAGUCGAUGCCGAUCGUCGAGAUGUACUUGCUGACAAACUUUUCUACGCGUGGGGUUGGAACCAGUUCCGGGACAU